Camelina sativa (false flax) is the source of this 429-nucleotide messenger RNA. NCBI's taxonomy places the organism in Eukaryota, Viridiplantae, Streptophyta, Magnoliopsida, Brassicales, Brassicaceae. The record is from RefSeq and is a predicted model, not a curated record.
UCUACAUGACCAACCAAGUCAUAGCCGACCCAGGCGGUGGGAUGUUCAUAUCAGAUCCAAAAAAGCCAGCAGGUGGACAUGUUCUAGCUCACGCAGCCACAAUCAGGCUCUCGUUCAGGAAAGGCAAAGGAGAACAACGUGUCUGCAAAGUCUUCGAUGCUCCAAAUCUCCCUGAAGCUGAAGCCAUUUUCCAGAUUACUUCAGGAGGCAUUGCAGAUGCGAAGGAUUAGAGCGAGCGAGCUCUUUCAUGCCUUAAUUACCAGCGAGCACUCUCAUGCCUUAAUUACCAAAUUAUGUCUGUUAUUUAACUUUGCUGCUUGUUUCUAUUAUGCGUUAUUAAGCCCCAAACGAUUUCUACAAAGGGGAUUUAUUUUACUUGUUUCUAUUAUGCAUCGAAUCAGAAUAUGAAUAGAGUUAUUUUUAUUCUUA